Cooperia oncophora is the source of this 606-nucleotide messenger RNA. The record is from the annotation of a GenBank genome assembly. NCBI's taxonomy places the organism in Eukaryota, Metazoa, Nematoda, Chromadorea, Rhabditida, Trichostrongylidae.
AUGGACAAAGUGUUGCUCAAAUAUACUGAAUACAACGAACCACAUGAAAGUCGUACAAAUUCGGACAUAAUGGAGGCUCUCCAACGAAAGGAGUCCAAGCAUGGCGGUGGUGGCGAUUCAGAUGACGAUAGUCCUGGUCCAUCUACACCGAUGAACGGUCACGCAUCAGUCAACGUCAACGAUCAACAACCACCUACAGUUGCACCUCAACCGCCAGCUGCUGCCAUUCAUCCGCUCUACACCAAUCUCUUCCUUCAUCCCCAGUACCGUCCUCGCCCUGAACCCACCAAACAACACAUCGAUUUCCCCACUACUAGUUCAUUUCCGUACGAAUCCACAAAUGCACCGUCACUACAGCAACAUCCUUUAGCUGCUGCAGAUGCUGAUUGUGAACUGGUAGCGCCACGGUCCACAGCUGAUCAGCCAUUGUGGGCCGCUGCGCUACAGCAUAAACCGCCACAACAGCAACAGCAGCAGCAACAACAGCAGCAACAGCAACAACAACAGCAAUCCCCGUAUGUGAAGUUAGAACCGCAUAGUCCACCGGAAAAACGGCAACGUUUAGCCACUGCUGCAUCCGAUUGGCGACCACAGCAGCUGACAUGA